This is a messenger RNA of Thalassophryne amazonica, 4967 nucleotides long. It is a transcript of the gene erbb2, whose product is annotated as erb-b2 receptor tyrosine kinase 2. Gene Ontology annotation, biological process: positive regulation of kinase activity; positive regulation of MAPK cascade; cell surface receptor protein tyrosine kinase signaling pathway. The coding region runs from base 199 to 4068 and encodes 1289 amino acids. NCBI's taxonomy places the organism in Eukaryota, Metazoa, Chordata, Actinopteri, Batrachoidiformes, Batrachoididae. The transcript is spliced from 27 exons. Gene Ontology annotation, cellular component: signaling receptor complex; basal plasma membrane. The record is from RefSeq and is a predicted model, not a curated record. Gene Ontology annotation, molecular function: ATP binding; transmembrane receptor protein tyrosine kinase activity.
CUUUUACUAUCAACAGGCGCAGAAUUCCAGAGAGGAAGUGGCUGAGAUUUUGGAAAAGCAAACUCCACGUAACUGACGUGUGUAGUAGCAAGGGGUGAAAACGACAACAAAAAAAGAGAGACGACUUAUUUCGGAUAUUCGUCAUUGCGAAGAAGAAGUAGUUUGGAGUAUGUACUAGCGGCGGGCCGGUGGCAGCAGAUGGAAGCGGCGAGAAGUUUGGCGUUUAUCGGGGCCGUGCUGCUUGGAGUGACGGGCACAUCGGGCAGGGAAGUGUGUCUGGGUACAGACAUGAAGUUCACCCUGCCCUCCAGCCAGGAGAAUCAUUAUGAGACAUUGAGGCUGCUUUACUCUGGAUGCCAGGUUGUCCAUGGCAACCUGGAAAUUACACACCUCCACGGACAGCCUGACCUCUCCUUCUUACAGGGGAUUGUUGAGGUACAAGGCUAUGUGCUUGUAGCACACGUGUCAGUGAGUGUGGUGCCUUUGGACAACCUUCGAAUCAUCCGAGGCAGCCAGCUGUACAACUCCAGCUACGCUCUGGCUGUACUGCAUAACACCCGUGGGGGAAAUGGUCUCAGGACGCUGCGCCUCCGUAGCCUCACAGAGAUCUUGUUGGGUGGGGUGUAUAUCUGGGGGAAUCCUCAGCUGUGCUUUCCGGACCCGCAGGGUAUCGUUUGGAGGGACACCUUAGACAAACAGAACACACACGCCAGUCAGCUUCAGCUGCAGCCCCGGGCACGUACAUGUCCAAAUUGUUCCUCUGUAUGUGGAAAUAGCUGUUGGGGAGAAACGGCACAGGACUGCCAAAGCUUCACCCAUAUUCCCUGUGCUUCGGGCUGUCUGCGCUGCAAAGGCCCCCACCCUAACGACUGCUGCCACAUGCAGUGUGCUGCCGGAUGCACGGGACCAAAGGACUCAGACUGUCUGGCAUGCCGUCAUUUCAAUGACAGUGCCGUUUGUAGAGAAAACUGUCCACCACCCUCUUUCUAUGACCCUGUAUCCUUCCAGUCCAAGCCGAACAAAAACAAGAAGUUCAAUUUUGGAGCCACGUGUGUCAAGACCUGUCCUCAUAACUAUUUGGCUAUGGAGGUGGCCUGUACUAUGGUUUGUCCAAAAGCCAACCAGGAAGUUAUCAUCACCAUGCCCGAUGGAACGGAGACACAGAAAUGUGAAAAGUGUGAGGGUGAAUGUCCCAAAGUGUGUUACGGUCUCGGAAUGGGCAACCUCCAAGGCGUCACCAUGGUAACGUCUUCUAACGUGGAGCAGUUCAACACUUGUAAGAAGAUCUUUGGUAGUCUGGCUUUCCUCCCUCAGAGUUUUGAGAGGGAUCCCGUCACCAACAGUUCAGGACUGACUAUGGAGCAGCUGAGCGCCUUUAAGAAUCUGGAGGAAAUCACAGGUUACUUGUACAUUGACGCAUGGCCUGAUACAUGGACUAACCUAAAUGUAUUUGAGAACCUGAAGGUGAUCCGAGGCAGGCUGCUAUACAAGGGCGUGUUUUCACUGGCCAUCCAGAACCUACACAUCCAGUCUCUUGGGCUACUUUCGUUACGCAGCGUCAGUGGCGGUUUGGUUCUUUUGCAUAACAAUUCCCAGUUAUGCUACACCAGUUCACUGCCCUGGGAGAGUCUUCUCCAUCCCAGCCAAGGACCACAAUGCAUCAUUCACAACAACAAGAAUGCUGAACUUUGUGAGGCUGAGGGACAUGUUUGUCACCACUUAUGUGACGGCGGAUGUUGGGGCCCUGGGCCCACCCAGUGUGUGUCCUGCAAGACUUUCCGUCGUGGGACUGAGUGUGUAGAUCAUUGUGAUGUCUAUCAGGGUGCUGUCCGUGAAUACGCAACUGGGUCUCAGUGUGUUGCCUGUCACCCAGAAUGUCUACAUGUCAAUGGUUCUGCUUCCUGUCAUGGUCCGGCUGCAGACCAGUGCACAGAGUGCCUGAACUACCAUGAUGGUGAGUUUUGUGUCGAUCAUUGUCCCAGCGGUGUGAAGGAGGAUCAGCACACUGUGUGGAAGUACAGCAAUGCUACAGGACACUGUCUGCCCUGCAACACCAACUGCACACUCUCCUGCACUCAGAUGGAUGAUAGAGGCUGCCCCAUUGAUAUCAAGACAGGCUUGGGCAUAUCCAUCGCAGUAGCAGUGGGUGGAGUGUUACUUUUCUUCAUCCUGCUGGCUGUGCUGAUCUUCUACUUGAGGAGGAAGAACAAGUUAAAGAGAAAGGAGACGCUGAGGAGGCUGCUGCAGGAGCACGAGCUGGUGGAGCCUUUAACGCCCAGCGGCGCCUCGCCCAAUCAGGCCCAAAUGCGUAUCCUGAAGGAGACAGAGUUGAAGAAACUCCGGGUGUUGGGUGCAGGUGCCUUUGGCACUGUUUACAAGGGAAUCUGGUUUCCGGAUGGCGAAAAUGUGAAAAUACCAGUGGCCAUUAAGGUUUUACGUGAAAACACUUCGCCCAAGGCCAAUAAAGAGAUCCUUGACGAGGCAUAUGUGAUGGCAGGUGUCGCCAGCCCUUAUGUGUGUCGUCUUUUGGGGAUUUGCCUCACAUCCACGGUGCAGCUCGUCACUCAGCUUAUGCCGUACGGUUGCCUUCUUGACUACGUCAGAGAGAACAAGGGCCGCAUCGGCUCCCAGUACCUCCUUAACUGGUGUGUCCAGAUCGCCAAGGGGAUGAGUUAUCUUGAGGAGGUACGACUGGUCCACAGGGAUCUGGCUGCCAGAAAUGUCCUGGUGAAGAAUCCAAACCAUGUGAAGAUUACAGACUUUGGUUUGGCCCGUUUGCUGGAUAUAGAUGAGACUGAAUAUCACGCAGAUGGAGGGAAGGUGCCUAUCAAAUGGAUGGCUCUGGAGUCUAUCCUCCACAGAAAGUUCACUCAUCAGAGCGACGUCUGGAGCUAUGGUGUGACUGUGUGGGAGCUCAUGACGUUUGGUGCCAAGCCGUAUGAUAUGAUCCCAGCUCGGGAUAUCCCAAGCGUUCUGGAGGGAGGCGAGCGACUUCCCCAGCCACUCAUCUGCACCAUCGACGUCUACAUGAUCAUGGUCAAAUGUUGGAUGAUUGAUCCAGACAGCAGGCCGAGGUUUAAAGAGUUGGUAAAUGACUUCAGCGCCAUGGCGAGAGAUCCACCUCGAUACGUUGUUAUUCAGAAUGACGAGCAGGUGAGCAUGACCAUCCCAGUGGACAGCCAGUUUUUCAGGAUGCUGCUGGAGGAGGAUGGAAACAAUAUGAGGGACCUGCUGGAUGCUGAGGAGUAUCUGGUGCCGCAGCCAAACAUCUUCCCUAAGCCUCCGGGAGACGGAGUUCAAUCCAACGGGCCUUCAAGACUCCAGUCAUACAGGAGUAGAGAGCAGGGCUUAGACUCUGAGGUCUCUGUUGCCAGUGGCCCGCACACCAUGUACUCCUCCGUCAGCACUCUCGGCCGCAGCCAGUAUCCGACCUUACCUUUAGGAGCGAGCACGUCCAAUGGCCUGUGGACUCCUCAGUACAGCACACUGACUCGCAGCCCUUCAGCAGAGGGCCAGUCUGACUCGGUUUUCCUGGACGGUUCUCAAGACGAUCCUUCGCUGCCUCCAGCCAGCCCCGGGCGCUACUCCAGAGACCCCACCGACCAGGGUGACCUGGAGACGGACGGCCCAACCAUCUUUAAUCAGCCUCAUCACCUUUAUCGCUCGGUGUCCAGACAAAGUCAAGGGUACAAUCAUAAUCACGCCUUGCCAGAGUAUGUCAACCAGGAGGUACAGGAUCUCAGGCCGACGUGCCCAGAGCGACCCACGACGCUGCCUCGUAAAGUCUCAAAAGCUGAGCGACGGUACCCUAACGGGCUGACCUCUGGACACAGUGUGGAGAACCCUGGCUACUUGGUCCCCAUAAGCUCUGAGAACUCCACGUCACCUGCCUUUGACAACCCAUAUUACCUGGACUUGGUGGCCAAAGCUGUAGCUGGAGCUGCAGAUGGUGCAGGGGGAUUGGAGCCGGACAGAGGUGCACCCAGGCAGCUAAACGGAUUUGUGACCCCUACUGCAGAGAACCCAGAGUACCUGGGCCUAGCGGACACAUGGAGCGGGUACACCUGAGGUGAUGCCAAAAUGAACGUGCACAUGACAAAAUGUGGUGCCUCUGAAACGUGCAUACAUACCCGUAUGCUCGGCCAAUACGGAACCGAAUAGAGGGCUCGUUUCAAAACUCGUUCACGGUGUCUGACAAAAGUCUCCAAAUUACCCAGUUCUGACUCAACAGUGUAGCAUUACUUUGAUCUCGACGUACCUCCAUCAUAUCAUUUAUAAUCCUGUUUCCUUUCAGCUCUGUGUGCCAUUUUAUUUUUUUGUGUGUGUGUGUGUGUGUGUGAGAGAGAGAGAGAGACCAUUAACAUGGUCAAAAUGAGUUUACGCAGCUUUUGUAAAUAAUUCAAUACUUGAUAAUGCAACAUGUCGAAAUUCCAUCAUGGUACAAGAAGGGGAGUCGAGGUUUCUCAGUUUGUAUAGAGAGUGCUGUUUUUAAUGUUUAUUUUAUUGUUUUCUUAUGUGAAACAUUUAUUUCUCCUAAAUUUGUACUCCCUCCCACAGCCUGCCCACUCAGACUGAGGAAAAAUGUACAUAAGCGUGUGGGCAAACGUGAGCCGUGAUAAUCGCUGAGGAACCAGUUUGGUAUUCUCGUCAGAUGGUUUCGGCCCUGAUGGGGGUCUUCAGCACGCAGAAAGGGAUUUUGUUUUGGCCGAGAGAAGGCCCUUUAGUCCAUCUGGCCAGUAGACAGGCUCCAUGAAAGAAAGGCGUCCUGUGUGUAGAAGACAGAGGCUUUGUGCUGCACUGAUCUAUGUGGAUACUAUGUGCUGAGGCAGAUGAUCAGCACUCAACUACAAAGCCUGUUUUUUAUCUUACACAUUUUUUUGAUUGUGGUUAUUAAGGCACUGGAAUUGUGUUCAAACACUGCAGGUAUUUCUUUAUGGUGGCUGUGUAGUUUUGCAAAAGAAUGGGAG